Molecule: messenger RNA, 1123 nt
Organism: Oryzias latipes (Japanese medaka)
Lineage: Eukaryota; Metazoa; Chordata; Actinopteri; Beloniformes; Adrianichthyidae
Source: RefSeq, a predicted model, not a curated record
GAGAGACGGAAGUGUAAAAUGGCAGAGCUGCAAAGCUGGACCGAAGUUUUGAAGUCAUCGAGAAAAACGGCGCUCAUACAGGGUGGUAAGCGGAAGAUCCACUAUCUCUUCUCUGAUGGGAAAGAGAUGGCAGAAGAAUACGACUUGAAGACAGACGAACUUAUUAUGCGGAAAUGGCGCCAUAAAAGCCCACUGGGAGCUCAAAGCCCCUGGCAGGUGGAGGUUGGGGAGCCGCUGGUCAACACCCCGGGAUCUCAGGACUCGGACAUAAUCAGAGAGAGCUGCUCCAAUGUGGCGUUUUCUCUGGUUUCCACAGCCUGUUUUCAGUGGAGAAUCCGGAACCUCGCCUACCAGAAAGAUGUCUUCAGUGUUUUUGUGGAGCCGUCUGAAAGAUGUCUAAACCGGCUCCCAUGUGUCGUCAUAAAGACCUCAAACAAAAAGUAUUUUAAAAAGUUCUGUAUUCCUGAUCUUGAUCGAUGUUGUCUGCCUCUGGAGAGCGCCGCCCUCAGCUUCACACACGCCAACAACACGCUGAUCGUCAGUUACAAGAAGCCAAAAGAGAUCCUAACGGGGGAGCAGGAACUGCUGAAGGAGCUGAAGGAGCUGAGGGGGACGACUGAGGGGGACUGCAAAGCCCAGUGAGCUCUGGCUGAGAGCGGGGGCUGCAUUCACAGCCUCACAGCCUCAUUUCCUCCAGAGCUUUUGUUCACACGCCUGCAGAAACCACCUCAAGUUUUCCCCCCGCUUCUGUUUUGAUUGCAAUCUGGACAUUAACAGCAAAAUACCUCCAUGUUCCUAAAUGUACGAGUUUCAGAACUUGUCCGAAAGUGAAAUCCCACAUCUUUACAUUUUCCAAACAAAGCAUUUUGAUCCCUCCAAGGAUGUUCACACGUUUUGUUCUCUUGUACCUGAUGGUUUGAAAUUUGCAUUUGGUUGAUUCUGAUUCCCAGAAACGCGGAGCUGACAGCUGACAGCAGACGUCUGAGGCACCUUUGCCCAGCAGUUUGCAUCCUGGCAUGUUUGCAGCAUGAAGAAACAGGCUGCACUUUUGUUUACUGUCUGAUUCAGUUCAAAGAAAAACCUGAAGGCAGCCUGAAGAGGGCCUUCGAGUGAGACUCUUGGA